GAGAAACAGCCAUACCAAAGUCCACCAGAGGAGAACACGCUCCUCUGUCAUCAGAGUGAAAAAUAGAAAUGGAGCUUACGGCCGAGAAGCACAGUGUUCCGCUAUGUGAUGGAAACAACAUACCUCUCAUAGGACUCGGCACUUAUGGGAAUCCCCGCACGACCCCAAAAGGAAGUGCAUAUGAAGCAGUCAAAGUGGCUAUAGAAGUUGGGUACAGGCACAUUGAUGGGGCUUUGGUGUAUUUCAAUGAACAUGAAGUGGGACAGGCAAUAAGGGAUAAAAUAGCAGAUGGAACUGUGAAGAGAGGAGACAUCUUCUACUGCGGGAAGCUGUGGAACACUUACCAUCCUCCAGAAAUGGUGCGACCUGCGUUGGAGAAAACUUUGGAGGCAUUACAGCUGGACUAUGUUGACCUUUAUAUCGUAGAACUUCCAAUGGCCUUCAAGCCAGGGGAUAAUUUCUUCCCUAAAGAUGAAAGUGGAAAGUGGCUUUAUCACGAGACGGAUCUCUGUGCAACAUGGGAGGCACUGGAGGCCUGCAAAGAAGCUGGACUUGUGAAAUCUCUGGGCGUGUCCAACUUCAAUAAGCGACAACUGGAGCUGAUUCUCAACAAACCUGGGCUCAAACACAAGCCCGUCUCAAACCAGGUUGAAUGCCAUCCGUAUUUCACGCAGCCGAAGUUGCUCGAAUUUUGCCGACAGAACGAUAUCGUCAUUGUGGGAUACAGCCCAUUGGGAACGAGCAGGGAUGCAUCCUGGGUUAAUCUGAAAUCCCCCCCACUGUUGGAGGAUGAGCUGCUGGUAUCAGUGGCCAAAAAGUACAACAAGACGACGGCCCAGGUGGUGCUGAGGUUCAACGUGCAGAGAGGAGUCGUGGUCAUCCCGAAGAGCUUCAACCCCACUCACGUCAGGAAGAAUUUCGAGAUCUUCGACUUCUCUCUUUCUGAUGACGAGAUGACGGCCAUUGAAGGGUUGAACAAGAACAUUCGAUUUGUGGAGCUCCUCAUGUGGGCGGACCAUCCAGAGUAUCCAUUUCAUAAUGAGUUCUAGUCAUCCAAACAUUUUUCUAAAUACAUGGAAUGUUUUCACCUUACUGGAAAUCAAUUGAAAACACAAACACUUCUGCAAUUUGUUUCUUUUUUUUUUUGCAAUCUUGUAUUCUUUUUAUGAUUGUUGUGUUUCAUGGAUUGUAUUGUGUUUCAUGGAGCUUUGGUAUUAAAAUUAGUUACCAUACUGUUGAUACCCUACCACAUCAGGGUACUUUCACAUCUGCUGACAGUUUACAGAGUGAGUAGUUUCCUAGAGGAAACUUUCCUUAAUACAGAAGACAGUUAGCCAAGUUGGAUGCCUUUGUCAGUUGGCCAACAGGAGACAAAUUAAAUGCCUCAUUGUGUUUUAAUGGCACAUUGGGAGUUCCAUUCUUCUUUAUUCAUGUGUGAACAGGAAAGGUGAUUAAACAUAAUGUGAGAAGAAAUAGAUUAUAAAUGAAUAUGGAAGUUCACCAGUAGACGGCGAUAAAAGCUCACUUUAUCUGUAAACUGACAUACCUCAUCUUCAGUGGUGCAUUACAGUGCUAAUGGAUGUUUUCAAUGAAUACACUUUUUUAAAAUUUUAAUAUUACUUUAUUAUAACAAAUAUUUUCAAUAAACCCCUGCAUAUAUUCGAAUUUCGCUAUAUUAUGCGUGAUAUCCAAAGUUACGAUUUAUGUUUAAAAUCGGUCAUGUCUUUCUUCAAGCAUUUACAUAAGUCACUUCACUAAGAUAGUUAAUAAUGUUAAAAUAAAUGUCAUUUCGAAGACGA
This is a messenger RNA of Cynoglossus semilaevis (tongue sole), 1799 nucleotides long. RefSeq names its product 3-oxo-5-beta-steroid 4-dehydrogenase-like. NCBI's taxonomy places the organism in Eukaryota, Metazoa, Chordata, Actinopteri, Pleuronectiformes, Cynoglossidae. The record is from RefSeq and is a predicted model, not a curated record. Gene Ontology annotation, molecular function: Delta4-3-oxosteroid 5beta-reductase activity. The coding region runs from base 69 to 1049 and encodes 326 amino acids. The transcript is spliced from 9 exons. Gene Ontology annotation, biological process: bile acid biosynthetic process.